AUGGCACCCCUCGCUAUUUCUGUACCCGACGCUCCGGGUUCACCACAUGCAACCCGAGGCAAGUUUGCCUUUUAUGGUAAUCGACAACGGGAUAGUGAGAACAGUAGCCUUGCACCAGGUACCUCGACAAGUGAUGCAUCACCUUAUGCAUCACCUAUGACUUCACCGUCAAUGUCUCCGUUAGCAUCUCCUCGGGUUCAAAUAGUACCGUUUGGAUCCGCCUACCGACAUACUCGCCAACCCUCUGAUGAGUCUCUGUCACAUUUACCUCCUUUGCCAGUUUCACCAAGAUGGGAUUCAAUGUCAAACCCUUCAAGAUUUAUUCUUGGGCAGUCAAUAUCACAACGAGCAGGAUCACCUUUUGACUCUCCGCACUCGCCCUCACCUUUAAGCUACGAUACUGCGGCAAGCACUCCUGUCGAAUCUCGAAACACGUCUCCGACAUUUCUGACAUCCAAAUCAUCACUGGCUGACCUGCGCGCCUACGACAACCUUCCACCCACCGUGGAGAACUUCUCGCGGCCGCGGAAGCAAAGUAUCCGCCAGCCAAUGACAGACGCGGCUAAGCCACGACCAGUCCACAGUACCCUGGCUACCGCUACCGCUACCGCGACUGCGACCGCUACAUCUCCCUCUACCCCCGGCCUCAAUCCCGCCGACCAGUACCUGGAGCUUGUAUCACCUUCGCAACAUCCCUUAUGGCCUCCUCCUCCACGUCCCCGCGGUCCUUCAGUUUCAUCUUGUCAGUCUUCAUCUACUUACCACUCGGUCCUCUCUCCACCUUCCAACGACUUUUAUGAGCCUCGAGCGCCCCGUGCUCGGACGGCCAAUGGUGCGACAACUUCCGCCGCACGGCCACCAUUAAGCUACUCCAACCCAGGGUCGGCCUCACCGAGCCCUGUCGUCGCCCCGUGGAUGAGUGGUGAAGAAUUUAGAUCGAGCUUUCGCUCUCAAUUCACAGAAUCUACUGCUCCAGGAACUGCAGUCACCGAGAGAAGUAGUGUCCUUACCAAGGACAGCUCCGUUACAUCGUUAUAUCCGAGCCCUGAAGGAGAAGGGGAGCCAGAAGCCAACCCUGAAAACGACAACGACCCCGAACACGACGAACCGAGUCUUGAGGAUGUUAUGGGCAUGUACGAGCAAGGUUUCGACGACGACGAAGACGACGUACACUACCCUGAUCAUCACAACAGGAAUUCUCGACCCGUGACAUCAACCUCAGACAUGGAUCAGCGACACAGCAUCAGAGACGAUGCAGAUGACGAGGACUUUCCUCAACGCAAGGUUCAAGAGUCCAACUCGACACUUGACAUGGAAAUUCGAAUGUCCAAGAUGAUCUUCACCCACCCAGCCUUCACAUCAUCAGUUCCUCAUAUCGCCGAAAAUUACGGUCGUGGAAUGAACGAAAAGCGAGAUUCGACCAAGUCUUUGGACUCUGAGCCCUCUCUUAAUGAGCAACCUUCUUCCGCUGUCGAACCAACUCCUACAAGCGCACCACCUGUCUCCGCGUCCCUCUCACCCCCCGCACCUGAACCAACACCGACAGCAGCACCCGCACCCAUUCCCGAGCCUCAGCCUGCACCUGAGCCAGUAUCCGCACCUCCCCCACAUGUUAUUGCACCUGAACCCGUCGAGCCUGAGGACCCUGGCUCUCGUGACCGAUACGGCUUCAAGAAGGAGAACCAGUACGUGACGCGGAAGCAAUACGAUGCUUGGAAUGCUGGAUACACCGAGUACCUGGCACGCCGUCGGAAGAAGUGGAAUGCCUACCUCAAGGAUAAUGCUCUGAUGACAGAUCACCCCAACCGGUUCCCUGCUCCCAACGCGAAGACAAAACGAUUCGUUCGCAAGGGCAUUCCUCCGGAAUGGCGCGGUGCAGCUUGGUUCUACUAUGCUGGUGGUCCCGCCAUUCUGGCAAAGCACUCAGGUCUCUACGAUAAGCUAACAACUAAGCGAGCUAAGGACGUUGAUGCUGAAGCUAUCGAGCGAGAUUUGCAUCGGACAUUCCCUGACAACAUUAAGUUUAAGCCUCCCGGCGGGAUGGACACGGCAUCAAGCAGCGCUAGAGAAAGCCAGUCAACAAUGUCGGACUCUACUCAUGGCUCUAGCCCAGCCCCUCCCAAUGUGGAGGGAGAGACACCAAUCAUCACUUCUCUUCGCCGUGUGCUUCACGCAUUUGCUGUCUACAACCCCCGGAUCGGAUACUGCCAGAGCUUGAAUUUCCUUGCUGGUCUUCUCCUUCUGUUUGUUGACACUGAGGAGCAAUGCUUUUGGCUUCUCAAUGUCAUUACACGCAUCUACCUUCCUGGUACCCAUGAGAUGAGUCUCGAGGGCUCCAAGAUUGAUCUGGGCGUUCUCAUGACUGAGAUGCGCACCUCCAUGCCUGCCGUCUGGGACAAGGUUGGUGGCGAGCUUGAGGCUGAUCCCAACUCCCGACCCUCGACAAGCAAGUCGAUCCGCCUCACUCGCUCGCGUCGCAAGGAACUCGCACGCAUGUCAACACCAACCGAUCGACUUCCACCAAUCACUCUUUGCAUGACAGCUUGGUUCAUGAGUUGCUUCAUUGGAACGCUUCCAAUUGAGACUACUCUCCGAGUGUGGGAUGUCUUCUUCUACGAGGGCUCCAAGACUCUGUUCCGCAUUGCACUGGCCAUCUUCAAGCUAGGCGAGAGUGAGAUUCGAGCUGUGGCCGAUCCUAUGGAAAUGUUUGGUGUCGUGCAAUCGAUGCCACGCCGGCUGAUCGACGCUAACGCCCUCAUGGAGGCUUGCUUCAAACGACGGAAUGGCUUUGGACACCUAAGCCAGGUCCAGAUUGACGAAAAGCGUCAGCAACGUCGAGCCAAGGCACAGCUGGAUCGAGUCCGUCAAGGCAAGACAUGGAACGUGGGAUAA
Messenger RNA from Fusarium redolens, 2892 nucleotides. RefSeq lists its product as uncharacterized. The coding region runs from base 1 to 2892 and encodes 963 amino acids. The transcript has 2 exons. The record is from RefSeq and is a predicted model, not a curated record. NCBI's taxonomy places the organism in Eukaryota, Fungi, Ascomycota, Sordariomycetes, Hypocreales, Nectriaceae.